AUGCUUCCCUUUAUAACACAAACUACAUCAGCAUCAAGUGCUAUUGUAGGUGUUGUUAAUACUUCGAGGAAGAAAACAAAAAACCCAGAUGAGGAUUGGAAAGACUUUUUACAUAUACCACAUGAUACAUACUGGACAUAUUGGCAGCUAAUUGCCAAAAAGCAAGUAUGCGUCAGGUCAGUGGAAACUGAACAUAAGAAAAAGAUAAAAGAUGCUAAUAAUCGAGACAUUACACCUUCUCCAAAACAUAAAAACAUCACCCCACCUUUAAAAAAUAAGAGGGUGGCACUAACUUCUUCAUCAAUAUUAUCAAGUUCUCAAGAUGAAUUGCCAAGCACUUCUACAACUAAUUCAAUUGAAAUUGACAGUAACAAAGCUGAAGAAAAUGUUGAUGCUAAAUCUUUCUCAUCUGAACUACUUAAAACCGAUGAUGACAUUAGCACUGAAAAUUUAUCUAAAUUAUCUGUAGUUGAAAAGUCACUACAAAGUAGAAAUUAUUCUGGUAAGAAAAAAACAAAAUCAAAUCAUGCAACUAAGAAACAGGCGAUGGAACAGAUUGAAUCUGACU
Messenger RNA from Dentiscutata erythropus, 568 nucleotides. The record is from the annotation of a GenBank genome assembly. NCBI's taxonomy places the organism in Eukaryota, Fungi, Glomeromycota, Glomeromycetes, Diversisporales, Gigasporaceae.